Messenger RNA from Punica granatum (pomegranate), 3182 nucleotides. NCBI's taxonomy places the organism in Eukaryota, Viridiplantae, Streptophyta, Magnoliopsida, Myrtales, Lythraceae. The record is from RefSeq and is a predicted model, not a curated record.
AUGUCAUUUUCGAUUAGCUCGAUGCCUCUUCUCGCACUCUCACUUCUUGUCAUAGGGACAUUGAGGUAUGCUGCCUGUGCUGGUUUCCCAAAUACAUCCUGCAUCGAGGCCGAGAGGGAGGCUCUUCUGAAAUUCAAGCAGGGUUUAGUCGACAGCUCCGGUCGCCUCUCAUCAUGGACUGGAGACGACUGCUGUUCGUGGAUGGGAGUUGGAUGCAGUAAGACAACAGGCCACGUCUCGACGCUCGACCUUCGAAGUCCAUGUGUUAUGUCCGACAUCCAUUAUGAUUUGAUGAUCGACCCGGUAUUGGAGUACGGGGACUGCAGUUUGACAGGUAAGGUACAUCCUUCUCUAAUCGAGCUGCGGCACUUGACGUACCUUGACCUAAGCUGGAACAACUUUUCUCAUACUGAAAUUCCCGCAUUCCUUGGUUCCCUCCGAGAUUUGGUCUAUCUCAACCUCUCCAAUGCAUGUUUUACUGGGAAGGUUCCACUUCACCUUGGUAACCUUUCUAAUCUGCAGUAUCUUGAUCUGAAUACCAUUCUCGGGUACGACUAUAGUUCCAGUGCCGUAACUGUCGAUAACCUGGAAUGGCUAUCAAACUUGUCGUUUUUGAAACACCUUGAUCUGUCCGGCGUCACUGUCAGGAACGGCCAAGGUUGGCUGCAGUCAGUGGGCAUGCUUCCUUCUCUUCAGCACUUGGGGUUAGCGGCCUGUUUUCUUCCAAACGUUGCUCCCACUGUGCAUGUUAACUUCACUUCGCUCGAGUUCCUCGACCUGAGUGACAAUGCUUUGGGUUCCACAGUUCCUUUUUGGCUGCUCAACCUAACCUCCAUCAGACAUCUCGAUCUUUCUUCUAGUUUUCAAGGAGACCUCUUCUUUCCCGCUGAGAUUAUCAAUAAUAACAAACAGCUCGCUUUCCUUCAUCUGUAUAACAAUCCAAUGCAAGGCGAACUGCCAAAGAAUCUCAGCAGCCUCUGCGACUUGUUUGCUCUGAGGUUGUCCUUUAACUACUUCACCGGAGAUAUUGCUACCAUACUGGCCAAUCCUUCCAGCUGCUUUCAAGAUAAACUGAGAUUCUUAGAUCUAGGCUGGAACAAUUUCAGCGGUAAUUUGGGCAAUGAAAUCGAGCACUUCAAGAGUCUAGAGUACAUCGACCUUGCCAGCAACUCCAUCGAGGGUCCAAUUCCAGAAUCUCUAGUUCAGCUAUCCUCUUUGAAGUAUUUGAAUCUUAUGUAUAACAAGUUGACUGGUAGUAUUCCAGAAGGAAUUGGACUGUUGUCGAAUCUAGUCGGCUUAGAGUUAUCCUACAAUCUCUUGAGUGGAGUACUGAACGAACAUCACUUGGCUAAUCUCACGAGCUUAUCUUUACUGGAGAUAUCAUCAAAUGAUUUGGCAGUUGAUAUCAACCCUACAUGGGUUCCUCCAUUUCAACUUAACUUGUCCAAUAGCAGCAUAUCGGAUGCCAUCCCUGACUGGUUUUACAGCAGUUCUUCAACAAUUCAAGGUCUGGAUUUGUCGAAAAAUGAGUUGAUUGGACAAAUUCACGAAAGAUUUGGUGAUAUGAUGCCAAAAUUACGCGACAUAACUCUUACAAGAAAUCACUUAAAUGGCAGCAUUCCCAUUUCUCUGUGCAAGAUGAAAGACUUGUUCGCGCUUGACCUCUCAAACAACCAGCUAUCCGGAACACUCCCCGACUGUUGGAAGAGCUUAGGACAACUAGAUGGAAUAAACUUGGGAAACAACAAUCUCAGUGGCCAGAUUCCAACUUCCUUGUGCUCCCCACCGCUCACAUUUCUGGGACUACCCGAUAAUGACUUCCAUGGGAUUCUUCCAAGAUGCUUGAGCAAUAUGACUUCCUUGCGUGUGCUUGAUCUGAGUCGAAAUGAAUUUUCUGGUCGGAUUCCCUCCUGGAUUGGUCAAAUGUUUCAGUUAAGUGUGCUGAAUCUUGAGUCCAAUACCUUCAAUGGGGAAAUUCCUAGGGAAAUAUGCCAACUUGCAAAUGUCCGGGUUUUAAGCCUAGCACAGAACAAGCUUUCAGGAGUCAUUCCACUCUGCUUUGACAACUUAACCAUCUUGGCUGACCCAAAAUCUGCCAUUUUUGGGUUUUACGGGUUCGGAGUUGAGGUGAACACUAAGAGCAUAACCCAAUUAUACACCACCACACUUCAAUAUCUGUUCUCUGUUGACCUUUCAAACAAUGGGUUAAAUGGCCAUAUUGUAGGAGGGUUGAUGCAGCUCUACAACCUUCAAAAUCUGAACUUAUCAGGGAAUAACUUCGAAGGAAGAAUCCCUUCAGAGAUUGCUAAUCUGAAGAUGCUGGAGUCUCUUGAUUUAUCGGUCAACCAAUUCUCGGGUCCCAUUCCACAGAGCUUAUCUGAGUUAAACUUCCUAAGUUAUCUGAACCUGUCCUUCAAUCAACUGUCUGGUAGGAUUCCCUCAGGUGCCCAGCUAAGUACAUUAAAAGGAGACUCCUAUCUCGGAAAUGAUGGACUGUGUGGGCCUCCGCUUUCGAAGAAUUGCCCAGGAGAUCAUGAGCAGCCUGAUAUUCAUAAACAGAUUGAUGAUGAUUCAGAAAGCGAAGAUGAGUUCUAUACUCGUUGGUUAUACGCAGGCAUUGCACCGGGUUUUGCCACGGGAUUCUUAGUGGUCUGUGGCUCAUUAUAUUUCAAGCGCUCUUGGAGGCAGUCCUUCUUUCGUUGGUCAGACAAAAUUCUCACACAGCUGCUAGUGAUGGUAGAGAUUAAUAUAGCUCGGCUACGGAAGGCUUCCUGAAAAUGCAAAAACAAUCAAAUCGGCAAUAAAAAUGAUGUCCAAAGUGAAGAGAUGGUUUCAUGCGGAAGGAAUUCUGACCCGUGGAAGAUUCCAGCAACUGCACAGUGGGAUAAUCAUCAUGAUGUAAUAUUGUUUAAGGUUUUCUGUAUAAGUGAGCAAGUGGGAGCUUCUCUCGUGUUCUAUUGAUGUAUAAGUGUCAAUAACCUCGACUUCCUUUCCAAUAAUCAAGCUCCAAUUGAGGUUUGGUGCACUGGUAGUCGAGUGGCUCUGACUUUGGUGGCUUUUGAUUGGUUCUGCUCUUCAUGCUCUGCUCAAAGCAGCCUUUAUAUAUCACAGCAAGGCUCAUGCAGUGUGAUUAGCUGAGCAUAAUGGCCCGAGAGAAUGCAAUAAAACAGUUCUUUCGUGUA